AAUCAAACCCGGUUCUCUCGCACCAGCAACACAGCUACUCCGCCGGUGCUCUCUCCAACGCCACUGCUCAGCAUUUUACUCCCUCCCAUCUGCAGAACGGCUCCUCCGCCAACCUCGAAGACGAUGUCGACGAACCCAUGAACGAGCACUGGCAACAGCAGUUACAGCUUGCAGCAGAGUCCAGACAAGCCAAUUCCCCUCACUACUAUGCCAGAUCCGUCGCCCAGCAGACCAAGGGUAUCCAGCUGUCCUCCCAUCAGAAUGAUUCUAACGAAAACGGCACCGAGGACCGUAAUCGCGCUGUGGCCGUAAAGGAAACCCGCCGCCAGGACUGGAUGGCCAUUGACUUUGGUGGCCAGGGUCUUCGUGCUCUCUCCGACGGCCUCUUCCACUAUGCCUUCCUCGACAAGCUCUAUCUCAACCACAAUAAGCUCAAAACCCUUCCUCGCAAGAUUGGCCAGCUCAAGAACCUCACCCACCUGGACGUGUCCAGCAACGAGCUUACGGAGAUCCCAGAAGAGAUUGGCAUGCUAACUAACCUGAAGAGGCUCCUUCUUUUCGACAAUAAUCUACAAACUCUGCCUUUCGAGAUGGGCUAUCUCUGCGAACUGGAAACCCUCGGCGUCGAGGGGAACCCGUUAAACGAUGUGCUCAAGUCGCGCAUCAUGCAGGAGGGAACAAAGGCACUCAUCAAGUACCUCAAGGAAGAGACUCCAGGUAGGAUACUCUUCUUUCUAUUCCCACCCUUCUAUCAACGCCCUUUUAAAACAUGCAAUGAUAUGUCUGUUUACUAAUAUCACGGGUAGUGCCAAUGCCUCCGUCUGACCGAGACUGGAUUGUUUUGGACGAAAGCGGCCGCGGCUCGUCGAAGAACCCGCAUGACAAGUUUACUGUGCUUACGUACAACACUCUGUGCGAUCGAUAUGCUACACACCAGCAGUACGGAUAUGCUCCAUCGAAAGCACUCGCCUGGGAGCUCCGUCGUGACCUUCUUCUCAGCGAAAUCAGAGGCCAGGACGCCGACAUUGUCUGCCUGCAGGAAGUCGACCAAGGCAGCUACCAUGGUUUCUUCAGGGAACAGCUGGCAUACAACGAUUACAAGGGCGUAUACUGGCCAAAGGGUCGCGCCCAAGGUAUGAGCGAAGAAGAAGCCAAAGUCGUUGAUGGUUGCGCCACUUUCUUCAAGGGAAGCAAGUACAUCCUCCUCGAGAAGGCGAUGAUUCACUUCGGCCAAACCGCAGUACGACGGCCCGACGCCAAGGGCCAGGACGACAUCUACAACCGGUUGUGGCAAAAGGACAACAUUGCCGUCGUCGUCUAUCUUGAGAACCGCAUGUCUGGAGAGCGUAUCAUAGUAGUCAACGCGCACAUCUAUUGGGAUCCUGCAUACAAAGAUGUCAAGCUCGUUCAAUCCGCCAUCAUGAUGGAAGAAGUCACGCAGCUGGCGGAGAAGUUCAUCAAAAUACCUCCAUGCACAGACAAGACAGCAUUCCGCUUCUCCGAGCCAGAAGACGAGACGAUCAACAGCGAAAACACCAGCCCGCCCACGCCCGUUGAGCCGUCUCCGUCCGUCGAGUACAGCAGCCCAUCUCAGAUUCCGAUCUUGGUAUGCGGCGACUUUAACUCCCGCCCAUCCUCCGCGGUCUACAACCUUCUCGCCCACGGCCGCCUAGAGGAAGAACAUCCUGACCUCCGGGAUCGUCUAUAUGGCAACCUCACGCGCCAAGGCAUGACACAUCCCUUCACCCUCAAGUCAGCCUACUCUGCCAUAGGCGAGCUCUCCUUCACCAACUACACGCCAGGCUUCACCGAUGUCAUCGAUUACAUCUGGUACUCCUCCAAUCUGCUGCAAGUCACCGGACUGCUCGGAGAAGUGGAUAAGGAAUACCUGCAGCGUGUCCCUGGCUUCCCCAACUACCAUUUCCCAAGCGACCAUCUGGCGUUGAUGGCGGAGUUUUCGGUCAAGAACAAGAAAGGGAAGGUAGUCGAGGUCGACUUUGGCCCGCAACGAGAUCGUGAUAAGGAUCGAGUUCGCGGAUAAGUGUUGUUGGCAUCGGGUUAGAAAGAGAGAAGAGGAGGCACAGCGUGAGAGUUUCUUCGUCAUUUUUUUUUUAUAUUCUUUUUUUACUGUUUCUUCUUCUUUUUUUGGGGUGAGGGAAGGGUUGUGCAAAGCUAUAUCUUUUCAACGGAUGGAGCUAGGGUGCUUAAGUCGUUUGGUCCGUUCUAUUUCCUCGUCUCUCUUCUUGUUCUUUCCACCCCCUUUCCUUGCUUCCUCUGUUCGUCAUCAUCAUAUCAUCAUCUUACUCUUAUUUCGGAAUCUCUGCCGCGAGUUCACUGUUCUUCCCCUGGAUCCCUCCCCUUUUCGUCCCAUAUCUCGCCCGUCCGCUUCCGCUUCCUCUUCCUCUGUACUCGUCCUGACUGUCACUCAGCUCUCGUCCCCUUGUUCCUCUUGCAUCUGCUGUAUUCUCCCCUAUUUCCUUUCCUGUUCACGUCUCUUAUCACGCAUUACUCGCUUCCUCGGGUCUCUACUCUUGGAAACCAGUGUCCAUUGUUUGCUUCUUUCUCCUUUUCUUGACACGGCGUGGUGAUAUUGCUGUACCUUGUUUUGCUUCUCUUUCUAUUGCAUCGCCUUGUCUUACUCCUUUUUUCCCUCCCUUUUCUUCACUUUUUUGCCUUGUCCUUCUCCUUGCCAACUAUCCUCAUAGCUGGCUAGCUGGUCUGUCUGUUUUUCCAAUCAAAGUCAAAAGAGGGUUGUUUGAUGGCCUUUCUUGUUCGUUCUAUCUUACUUCGCCUUUAUCUACCUCCCUACCUCCCUACUUACCACUUCUUCUCGUUUUCCCCUUUUUAUUAUUUUUUUCCUUUUCUGUUUUAUCUCAUGAAUCUCUCUGGAUCUGCCUCGUUCGUAUCUUGCAGACAUUGGUGUUCUGGUGAAGGUGUGGAAAUGGGAAUUGGGUCGAAACAUGAGGUUGGCUGGUUGGCUGGUUGGUCGGUUGAUGGUAGUGACGGUGACGGUGUGUGGGAUGGAAUUGUAAAGAAGACAAAGACGAAGAGAGGAUACAGCUUUCCGACCCUUUUUUUCUUUUAUAUAACUAACUGAAUAGUUAUAUUUAGUUACAUGCCUUUACUCCCAGCGGCCCUGAGGCCGGGUGGUUUAAGGAGAAGGCAAGACGUGCCAAAAAAAAAGAAAGGAAUAGAAAUGAAUGACUUUGAUCGAUGUUUCACAGUCUGGCCAUCUUAUAGAGACCCUUUUCUAUAGGCAAAAAGAACUCGGCUCCGGUCGUACGUUCGUUACUUACCACCGACCGAUCUCCAUAGAUAGUUGCCCAUUUUAUAUAUGUUAUUUCUGGCAACCCAAGUUAGUUCGACUGGAUACGGGCAUAGACUGGCCGAAACUUCGCACUAAGGGGGUCUCGCCGUAACUUCUGUCCGAGCUGGAACCGUCUUUUUUUUCCCCUUUGCUCCGUACAUAUUUUAGGAGUCAUAUUCCACAUCCCUCUCUAUCUAGCUAGCUAACUGCUGGCCAGUCUGGGG
Trichophyton rubrum CBS 118892 is the source of this 3531-nucleotide messenger RNA. RefSeq names its product glucose-repressible alcohol dehydrogenase transcriptional effector. Gene Ontology annotation, biological process: nuclear-transcribed mRNA poly(A) tail shortening. NCBI's taxonomy places the organism in Eukaryota, Fungi, Ascomycota, Eurotiomycetes, Onygenales, Arthrodermataceae. Gene Ontology annotation, cellular component: nucleus; cytoplasm; CCR4-NOT complex. Gene Ontology annotation, molecular function: poly(A)-specific ribonuclease activity; protein binding. The record is from RefSeq and is a predicted model, not a curated record. The transcript has a single exon. Bases 812 to 2041 code for a protein of 409 amino acids.